CCCUUCCACUCGGGCCAGCUUUCACAUGUUAUUAGAAGACUAUUUGUCCCAGCACAGUUAAACGAUAACAGGGAGCAGGGACGGUAGUCCUGUAGAAACCAUUGACUUGCUAUAAUGUAGAAGGUUUGAAUAACGUAAGUGGAGAAGAGAUGUUAAUUUCACACAGUACUCCAAGCUAGCUAGUGACAUAAAUUAGUUAGGAAAAAAGAACCCCACGUUUCCUUUUAUUUAUUAUGAUGUUAUCGUCUCCAUGCUUUGCCUUUGUUUUUCUAUAUAAAUACCACUCAAGGCUUCUCAUAUUGCACUGAUCUCCUUCCAUUCCCAGACCAACUAUCUCCUGCAUCUCUCAGUCGUUCAACAAUGGAAGUAAACAAGGAAAUAACAGAGCUCUAUCUCUCUUCUUCUUCUUCCUCUCCUAUCCCCGCAUUUACUACAAGAUGGUGGUCUAAGGACACAGUUGCGAUGGUCACAGGAGCCAACAAGGGGAUAGGGUUUUCCCUUGUAAAUCAGCUUGCUCAACUUGGAUUGACUGUGAUCUUAACUGCUAGAGAUGUAGAGAAGGGAAACAGAGCUGUUGAAUUGCUAAAAAGCCAUGGUUUACAUGUCCACUUCUACCGCCUUGACGUUUCAGAUCCUGCUUCUAUCAAGACCUUCGCUUUGUGGUUUCAAAAGAAGUUUGGAGUGCUGGAUAUCCUUGUAAGCUAUUUUCCUCUCCUUUUUCUCAUAGUUUCUCGAUUCUUAACCUAGAUAUAUACUGGUGUGGAGUGAAUCCAGACUCUGUGAAGUUGGGGAGUGCACUACCUUUGAAAUAUUUUUAUAAAUUUAGGGAGGAUUUUCCAAGUGUUUCAGACUUUGGAGGACAAUCCCCUUCCCCUGGCUAAUUCAUCAUAGACACCAAUCAUCAGGUGAAUGAUGUAGAAUUGUAGAUGAGCAAUACACGAAACAUACACUUGCCAAUACAGACUAAUCUCAUAUGAAGCAUGGGUUAUUAAUUAGGAUAUUCUAAUAAAUAAUUAAUUAAUAGCAUAAAAAAGCUGCAAAAGUUGACCAAUAAAUUUUUUCCCCCAGCAU
Messenger RNA from Populus euphratica (Euphrates poplar), 1071 nucleotides. RefSeq names its product carbonyl reductase [NADPH] 1-like. The transcript is spliced from 2 exons. Gene Ontology annotation, cellular component: membrane. The record is from RefSeq and is a predicted model, not a curated record. NCBI's taxonomy places the organism in Eukaryota, Viridiplantae, Streptophyta, Magnoliopsida, Malpighiales, Salicaceae. Bases 361 to 747 code for a protein of 128 amino acids.